Messenger RNA from Camellia sinensis, 1368 nucleotides. RefSeq names its product peroxidase 72. NCBI's taxonomy places the organism in Eukaryota, Viridiplantae, Streptophyta, Magnoliopsida, Ericales, Theaceae. Gene Ontology annotation, molecular function: heme binding; peroxidase activity. The record is from RefSeq and is a predicted model, not a curated record. Gene Ontology annotation, biological process: response to oxidative stress; hydrogen peroxide catabolic process.
UCUUCUCUAUAAAUACCCUUUACCCAUCUAAAGCUUUCAUUAUGACAAACAUUCUUAUAUCAAGUUUUCCUUCAUAUAGCUCUUGAAGUUCAUAAAAGAUUAGCUAAGAAAAACAACAGGGACUACAAUGGCUCAAUCUCUGAGCUCCUUCAUUGUUGUAACCAUCCUUGUCUUUGCUCCAAUACUUUGCUUUGCUGGGAAGAGCAAUGGUGGCUACCUCUACCCACAGUUCUACGGCCGGUCUUGCCCCAAAGCUCAAGAAAUUGUGAAGUCUGUUGUUGCAAAGGCUGUCGCCAAAGAUACCCGCAUGGCUGCUUCAUUGCUUAGGCUCCAUUUCCAUGACUGUUUUGUCAAGGGGUGUGAUGCAUCGAUACUUCUAGUGAGCACUGGGAGCAUGCUGAGUGAGAAGAGGUCGAACCCUAACCGGGACUCGGUUCGUGGGUUUGAAGUCAUCGAUGAGAUCAAAUCUGCAUUGGAGAAAGAGUGCCCUCACACUGUCUCUUGUGCUGAUAUCUUGGCUCUAGCUGCUAGAGAUUCCACCUCCCUUACUGGUGGACCUAGCUGGGAGGUCCCAUUAGGAAGAAGGGACUCCAAAGGUGCAAGCUUGAGUGGCUCCAACAACAACAUUCCUGCCCCUAACAACACUUUCCAAACCAUCCUUGCCAAAUUUAAGUUGCAAGGACUUGACAUUGUUGAUCUUGUGGCAUUGUCCGGGAGUCACACAAUUGGGAAUGCCAGAUGCACUAGCUUCAGGCAGAGGUUGUACAACCAGGCUGGCAAUGGGCUAGCCGACUUCGCACUUGACCAAUCAUAUGCUGCCCAAUUGCGUACCCGAUGCCCUAAGUCCGGCGGUGAUCAGAACCUCUUCUUCUUGGACUUUGUCACCCCAACAAAGUUUGAUAACAACUACUUCAAGAACUUGUUGGCUUCUAAGGGGCUUUUGAGUUCUGACCAAGUUCUAGUGACAAAGAACCAACAAUCAAUGGAGUUAGUGAAGAAAUAUGCAGAGAAUUAUGAGCUUUUCUUCGAGCAAUUCGCCAAGUCCAUGAUCAAGAUGGGGAACAUCUCCCCCCUAACCGGUCCAAGAGGAGAGAUUCGAAAGCAUUGCAGAAAAAUAAACUCUUGAUUAAGACCAUAUAGUAAUCCUGACAGCAAUAAAUAUCAUUGUGAUUGUAUUAUGUUUGUGUAUUUCCUGUUUCUUUUAUGAUUUUCUUAAGGGAGAGUUCAAUUGUCUAGCCUCUUGUACCAAGGGUUGUGAACUUGUGGUGGCAAAAUAAUAGCAUUUUGGUUAAUGAGAUUGUGGGUGUUUCCCUUCAGUAUAAUAGGGUUGAAAAGGAAUUCUUUAUUUGAGUCGAAACUUGAAAUCAA